Lemur catta (Ring-tailed lemur) is the source of this 1786-nucleotide messenger RNA. It is a transcript of the gene IGSF6, whose product is annotated as immunoglobulin superfamily member 6. The transcript is spliced from 6 exons. The coding region runs from base 77 to 811 and encodes 244 amino acids. The record is from RefSeq and is a predicted model, not a curated record. NCBI's taxonomy places the organism in Eukaryota, Metazoa, Chordata, Mammalia, Primates, Lemuridae.
AAAAGGAGAAAGGAGGAAGAAAAACGAAAGCCAACUCUCCUUUCAAAUACGCACGCCACCGCCCCAGCGCGCACACAUGGCAAUGAGGACCGUGGACAGAGGCCCCCUCGCUCUCCCUCCGCAAGUCAGUCUGAUUCUGUUUUAUGUCGGUGCUGUGGGUGCCUGUACUGUCUCGGUCACACAACCACAUUACCUAGAGGUGGACUACACCACUCACAAGGCUGUCACCAUAGAGUGUAGCUUCUCUGCAACUGGAUGCCCUUCAGAGCAUCCAACAAGCCUGUGGUUUCGCUAUGGCACUCACCAGCCUGAGAACCUGUGCUUGCACGGAUGCACAAAUGAAGCAGACAAAUUCACGGUGAGGGAAUCCCUGGCAAAAAACCAAGUUUCCCUCACUGUAAACAGAGUGACUUCAAAUGACAGUGCAAUUUACAUCUGUGGAAUAGCAUUUCCUAGUGCACAGGAACCCAGAGCUAAGCAAACCAGAGAAGGGACCACGCUGGUAGUAAGAGAAAUUAAGCCUCUCAGCAAGGAACUGCAAGGUUUCCUGACAGCCGUCCUGUCACUGCUCUCUAUCUACAUUAUUGGUGUGUGUGUCGUCUUCAUAGUCCUCUCCAAACAGUCCAAAUCUAACACUCUAAGAAACAAAGAAACAAAAGAAGAUUCCCAAAAGAAGAAGAGUGCUCGGCGUAUUUUUCAGGAAAUUGCUCAAGAACUAUACCAUAAGAGAUACGUGGAAAGAAGCCAACAACCUGAGAAAGACAACACUUAUGAAAACAGAAGAGCACUUUCCAACUACGAAAGACCGUAGAAACAUUUUAAUUUUCAAUUAAGUCACUGAAAACCCAACUCCAGAAGCUAUGGCAGUGUUAAUGGACAUACACUCAACAGGUCUUAAAAAAAAAACAAUCAAAGGUAAAUGGAAAAGACAACUGUCUGCAAAGAAGAUGCCACAGUAUAAGGAAACUGUAACUAACAGUAACCACCAAAAUACUAAAAUCCAACAAAAAACAACUGAAAAAUGCUUUCCUAACUUGCCAAGAAAAUUCUAAGCAGCCUAACAUUUUCAAAAACUUUUACAACAUGUACCCUAAGUUGGUUUCAGUCAACAUAUGAGGUAUGUGAUGACUGCUACCCUGAAAAUUUGAAGUCAGACCCUACAUGCCUCAAUCUUCAGUGGAAGAAUCAUCUUUCUGGGUUGUGGAAAUAAUGGGACAAUUAGAAUAAGUUGGGAGGGAGCAAAGUGCCAAAAUAUGAGUCAGAGAAAUUCAUUUUGAAAAGUCCUUAGCAUGAAAAUUAUUUCCUUUGAUACUAUAAUGGGGCAAUGGUAUAAUGCACAUUUGCCUGCCAGGGUAUGCAAAAUAACUUACACCAUGCUACCAGCAAAAAGUGAAAAUAGAGAUUAGAGUAAGAAAACAAAAGCCAAAAUAAAGAAAAUCCAAAGCAGGUUAAACAGAACAAAUAAGCCACAACUGACUCUAGAUGUCAGUGUUGUGCCAAAUAAACAGCACCAGGGCAGGCAUGUGCAGCAAGCAUUGACUUUACCAGUAUAUUUGCAAUACUGAUUUUUAACCAAUUUAGGAGGUUAGUAUCAGAUAGGGGGCUGGAUACAGCAAAGAUAUUUAUGGAAUUCAUUACCACUUCACGAAGAAAACAUGACUCGAUUGCUCUUUGAAAGCUACUUUGGUAUAAAAAAUCUAAAGCUCCCACAAGAGUGCACUCAUUAUUAAACAUGAAUUAUAACCUAUUAUGUUUAUUUGAUUAAAGUGUUUCUUUUAAACUGGUA